AUGAAUAAUCUUUUUACUUUUAGAGCGGCAACUCCAAGCUUUUGCUUCUUCACGAAGUCAUACAAUAAGUGUCCUGCUGGAGCAAUUCCUAUUUCUCCCGAAAAUUACUCGAAUUUCAAUAAAUUUAUUACGUAUGACAUGUAUCAAGUUUCGAUUUUAUACGUGGAUGAUACAUAUGUCGACAAUAUGCCAGUAUCAUUCAACGUUAAAUCGGUUCCCAGUGAUAUCGGUUUAUUGAAGCUUUAUUCCUUAAAUAAUAACAAAGUUUACUUAGAUUUUUCAGACAAAACAUUCAACAUUCCACUCUAUCUUCAAGGCAUUAAAGCUCAGCUCAAUUACAACGUUAUUAAAGCCAAAAAUAUCAAAUUAGAGAAAGUCACUACGUUUGGAUUCGGGGAUUCAAUUGAAGCCACUGUUUUACACAUCGACAGUUACUCAGCGGACCAGUUCGAAGACAAGUUUAACUGUUAUUCAGUUUAUUUCGAUUUGAAUGAGCUCCCAUCCAAAAAUAUCACGUUUACACAUAAAGCUCCAUCAUCUGUCAAGUUCUUUAACAUCAGAAAUUCAUCAUUCUACUUCAAUUUCAACAGAAUGAUCAUUGCUUACGAUGAAAAAGAUGUUUCUUUUUAUUUCGAUGACACAAAAGCGACAACCAUAUUUGAAUUCAAUGAAACAACACAAAAUCUUUAUAUUUCAAACAUCGCUGAUUACAAAGAUUCAUUAGUUUCACAUUCUACAUUCGUUUCUACCAAGAAUUUGCAGAUAAAUUCUCCUCUUCACAUUCCUUUCAAUAAAAACGGUCCAAAAAUUGACACAACAAACGGUUUGUCACUUCACAUGACCAAUUCAGAUCAGAACUUUAAGUUUGUGCAAGGAUAUCCAUCGCAAGACCAGAAAAUUGUCUAUUCAAACACAGAAGAUGUAACAAUGUCAGAAAUUUUAAUUGGCGGAGAAACAAAAAUUUUGGUUCCAAAUUUGACAGCUGAAAAAGUGUCAGUGUCACCUUUUGAUACAAAAGUGACAACCAAUGCCGAUAAGAUCACUGUUACAACAAUGAAAAUCAAUGAUAACAAAGUAGAUUUCGAGAAUGGAAACUAUGAUAUUCAUUAUCUUGAUUUAGGAAACGGAAAAGUUUCAUUUGAUAACUUCGAAAGAUUGAUAAUGAAAACAAAAUUGAAAGGACAAGUAAAUAUCAAUAAUCUGAAAGAAGAAAAUGUCUGGAUCAAAUUAGAUUUGGAUGAUUUGAUAUCAGAAGGAGAAUAUGAUAUAUUGAAUGUGAAAAACACUCAAAUUGAUUGUGAUAAAUCUGUUUUGAUGGCGAAUGAUGAUUCUGCAACUUAUUUCCCAUUUGUUUACAGAGAUUAUAAGAUUGAUUACAAAUGCUCUGCAAAUAAAAUUACAGUCAAAACAACAAAGACAACGAAAUCAACUAAAGUUUGUAUAUAUGACUACAAACAAAGCUGCCCAAGUGAUUACGUAGCUGUUUCUAAUAACUCUGAAAUUGAUAACAUUCUUAAUUUGAUUGAAAGUGACACAAAAACAUGUCAAAUUUUGGUUAUGUCACCAAGAAAUGACAUCAAAAUUGAUAUCGAUAGAGAAAUGAAAUACAUUUUCUAUGGAAAAGGAAAGACUGUUGAAUUGUUAGAUAAAACAAUUGAAACUGCUGCUUCUAUUGUUUCUAAUGGUGUUAAUAUGAAUUACAACGGAAAUAUGACGAAAUCAAGACUUCCAGAAUUGAAAUUAUAUGAUGCAAAAAUCAACCAAAAGUUUGCAAAUUUGGAUGGAAUAUUGAUUAAAAGAAUUUGGGAAGUUCCUUUCGAAUCUGACUUGCCAACAGUUAUAACCUGUGAAACAGCUGUUACACUUAAAUUCGAAGGAAAUAUGGAAAUCAAAUCGAAUAAUUUCAUUUUGGAUGGAAAAACAAAACUAAAGAAAGGAAAUUACGAAUAUCAACCAAGUUCUGGAUCAAUCAUAAAAAGUGAUACAACAAUUGACAUCAAAAGCGCUCAAUUUUUGACAGCAACUGCCCCUUUAGGUAACUUUGGAGAUGUUGAUUAUUUGAAUAUGACAUGGACGUCGAAUUUUUCAAAAGCUGACUUUACAAAAGUCAAAAAACUUUAUUUGACAUUUGGAAAUGAUUUUGACGAUUUGACAUUUGUUGAUGGAAUGGAUGUUAUUUUGAAUCCAACAUCGGAAAACAUUACAAUUGAUAAACUACAAAUCAAAGGUAAUGUUAAACUGAAAACAACAAAACCACUAAAAAUUACGCACUUCAAAGUUUUCGAAAAUUCUGACCAUGAAAUUGAUGAAAAAUUUGUAAUCAAUUUCUUGGAAUUACAAGAAUCUUCUAAGGCCAAAUAUAUUGGCGAUAAAGUUGAAGUUCUUACAGUUCAUUACACGACAUCAAGAGUUCCUUUGUUAACAGUUCAAAAUGUUAGUAUUGGAAAAGUUAUUUUCAAUUCCAUGGCUUUCGAAGGAGAAUUGAAUCCAUAUAAAAUCAUGGAAAUAGAUCCGAUUUUGGUUGUUGAAGGAGAAUUAAAGGUAAAUUCUGUUAACUUCGAUGGAUUUGAUGAGUUCUAUAGAAUUCACAUGAACUACAGAUUAUCAACUGAUGGUUUGUAUUUAUUGCAUUCAGACAGAACAGUUCCAACUCCAACAUCGAAUGUAAACUACUCUAAAGAAAAUGUAGUUUUCACAGUAAUUUGCAUGUCUGUUGCUCUUGUUGUUGCAAUUGCAAUUUCUGCAAUUAUAUGCAUCUGCGGAAAGAGACAUGAUGCCAAGUUACUGUCCACACAUCCAUUGCUUUCAACAGACUAA
Messenger RNA from Trichomonas vaginalis G3, 2817 nucleotides. RefSeq lists its product as uncharacterized. Bases 1 to 2817 code for a protein of 938 amino acids. The record is from RefSeq and is a predicted model, not a curated record. NCBI's taxonomy places the organism in Eukaryota, Parabasalia, Trichomonadida, Trichomonadidae. The transcript has a single exon.